Messenger RNA from Paramuricea clavata, 18249 nucleotides. Lineage: Eukaryota; Metazoa; Cnidaria; Anthozoa; Malacalcyonacea; Plexauridae. The record is from the annotation of a GenBank genome assembly.
GUGGUGGUGAUUGCUUGAUGACUUUUCAAAAUUUUGUUGUUCCUUUCCCGUCUUUGCUGUACUAUUCAUUCAAAUAGAGCACGAAAUAACCUUGAUUUCGUCUCAAAUACAGCAUGGAACUUGCAACAAUCUUAGAGGCAACAGUUUCACAAGGUAAGACGUCGAAAAAGCGCGAGACUUUUGAAAUAUAUGCUCGAUAAGGUUCAUGCUUUUUUGUAGUGAAUUUCGAACCCACAUGGAAAACGAAAGCUGACAUUUUUCGAGCAUUGUUUGCUGUUUUUAGAUAAAGCUAAACUUGAUCAAGCAGAGAAGUUUUUACAAGAAGCAGCCCAAGCUAAUUUAGUAAGUAUUGUAAAUAACUUUGUACGAAAUUGUCAUAUUAAGUACAAUAUUAAUUUGAAUUUUAUACAAAGGUGAACCGCCAAGAAAUAUUCAUAAUUGUAGCCUAACAUUAUUUUGUCUUGUUUUUAUAGCCACAGUUUUUGGUAGCUCUAGCAAGCGAGCUUUCAAAUGCAACCAGGAGUGAAGUAUGUCGUAUGGCUGCAGCAUUGCAGUUGAAAAAUCAGUUAACAUCAAAGGACGAGCAUGUCAAGUUAGCAUACCAACAAAGAUGGUUAGCUUUAGAGGAUCCUGUCAGGAUAGCGGUGAAAACACAGGCAAGUAUUGUCAAUAUAUAUUGCCUUGUCAAAGACAACCAUAUACAUUGUAUGGGAUGAAACUUGUGUACAAUAGAUAAACUAUUAAUAAUAAGAUUAUACACAGGAAAAAAUUUAAAUUCCAUUUAAUGGUUUUUGAAUGGUUUUUAAAGAUUUACCAUGUAUACUAUCAUAAUUGGUUAUUAUAGAUUUCCCAUAUUGUAAAUUGGUAAAAAAAAACAAUGAUUAAUAUUUACCAUUUAUGGUAUUUCCCUAUGGUAUUUUCCUGUGCACAGGAAAAUACCAUUAAUGGUAAAAUAUUAGACAUGGUUUUUACAAAUUUACAUUUAAAUGGGAAAUCUGUAAUAACCAAUAAUGAGUUCAGUUUUCACAUUCAAAAACCCACCAAAUUAAUGGAAAGCUUGAUUUUUUCCCCUUUGAUAUACAAUUAGGGGUUGUUUAUAAUUUUAAACCAUUAAGCUGUAAUACGCCCAACACUGUCUAACCCCCAUAACACCAGAUUUGUUUACUCAUCAAAGGGAGAGUCUUGUAUGUUAACCUAUUGAGUGCCAUUGCUCUCCCUUUGGCAAGUAAAAUUGUCUGGUUUUAGACAGAAUAAAAUAAUAAAAUAGGCCACAUUGGGGCACAGUGCAACUUAAUGGGUUAAUUUUUUAGCACUAUAUGAUCAUGGCUAGAUAUUUUUGUUAAAUUUGCAACAAAAUGGUCCACUUGCAAAAUUGAAAAAUUCCAUGAAAUUUUCUGAAAGCUUUCAUGAAAAAAAUUUGUGAAAUAUUGAUUUCUCUCCAAAAUUCAUGUUAUGAAUAUCAGGGCUUCAAAUAACAGCCGAUCACCAAUCAAUGAUAGGCAAGAAAUUGUUCAUGAUCUGUGGGAAAACAGGGUUUUCAACCAGGGAAAGUUAUGACUGCCCCGAUCACCAGGAUCGGGAACUUUGGAAACCUUAUUUCAAGCCCUGGAUUAUGUUUAUCUGAGAGAUUAAGAGCUUGGCACAUUGCAUAAACCUUAAAAAUUAUGAUGACCAUGAAUUAUUGUUUAGGUGUUAUCAACUCUUGGUACAGAAAGCACCCGACCAGCUAUUGGCCCACAGGUUAGAAUUAUUACAUUUAUUUUUUGAACUGUCUUUGCCAGUGGAGAUGGUGCCAAUAAAAUGAGCAAGCUUUCGUUGGUAGAGAUGCAACUACAUGAAAAAUAUAUAAGGAUAAUUGCAACCGUUUGAAUGAAUGAAUGAAUGAAUGAAUGAUAAUAUUUAUUCAGGAAACCAACAUCACAAGAAGUGUUUUUCAGAUGGUUCCUGCAAAACAUUAAAAUACAAAGUAUAGAAAAUAUAUAUAGUGUGCGUGCAGUAUUUACAUAUUGGUAUAUGAGGGCCACAAGUUCAUUAGUACUUCGUACUAUUAAGUGUCACCCUCUUUAAAUAAAGUCUCUAUCUAUCUAUCUAUCUAUAUAUAUGGAUAUAAAUGAUAUACCAGAAAAAUUAUGAGACUAUAGGAUACAUGAUGCUAUACAUAUUUACAAGGAUACAAAGAGUUAGGAAGUUAUAUUUUAAAUAUACUGUAUGAGUAUUAUAAAAAUAGAGAUUUGAGAAGUUCAUUCCUAAAGGUUCCUAAUUGUUCAAUGGAUCUAGUAUUAUAGUUCAAAUCGUUGUACUCUUUACAAGCCUGGUAAAGCAGUUUUUGCUUUCCCCAGUUUGUCUUCGGCUUACAGAGGUAUAUAUCAUCUCUGCGUCUUGUGUUAUAUAAAUGAUUAGUUUUAGGCAGUUUGAGAUUAAACUCUGUUAAAUUAUUUUUUAAUUUAUAUAUUGUUAGUAUUCGGUGUAGUUUGAGUCGGUGGGCAGGUGGAUGCCAGUGUAAUUUGUUGAGGGCUUCAGUGGAUGAGGAUAGGUAGGGAGCGUCAAGAAUGGUCUUUGCAACCUUAUUCUGGAGAACUUGUAGUUGAUCCAUUAAGGAGGAGUUAUUCUUGUCACCCCAUAUAAUAUCUCUGUAGUCAAAUAGUGGAAGAAUAAGAGUGUUGUAGAUGAUAAGUCUAGUUUUGAGUGGAAAGAAGGUUUCGAGCUCAGGUCCUUCAUUUAGAUGUUUUGUUUUGAGGGCCUUUGAUCGAAACAUCGAAAUCCUCCUUUAUAUUUUCAGGUAGUUGCAUUCCUUCCAAUGAAAGCUUGCUCAUAGAAUUAUUACACAUCAAUUUGUGUUGUUAAGACUUAAAUGAUCUUCGAUUAAAGGCUUGUCAUUGCCUUAAUGUAUCAUAUUUUACUACUGCGUCAAUUUUCUCACAAUUUUUUAGUGCAUAAUGGCCAUAGCUUGUGCGGAGCUUCCAGUGCAACAAUGGCCAGAUUUGAUCACAACCUUAGUUCAAAGUGUUACCAACACUACAGCUUCGGAGGAUUUGAAAGAACAGACGUUGGAAGCCAUUGGUUAUAUCUGUCAGGAUAUAGUAUGUCAAAUAUACUUUUUUAAUACUUAAUACUCUUUGCCCACUAUGAUUGCUUAAAUUAAUCCAGAAUCUUUCUGAACUUCCGUGAAUUAAAAUUUCAGGACCCAAAACAUUUAGCAAUGGAAGCAAAUAGUAUUUUAACUGCAAUUGUACAAGGAAUGAGAAAAGAGGAAGUCAGGUGAGAAAUAAUCCUUCCUUACAUUAUCAAAUAUGGGAAGAUUGAUCUAUUCUAGUCAUCCUUUAUCCACAGAACCCAGCACCCUAGAAACGCUCAAACCAUCAAAAUAUUUUUUCCUAUGUUUAGCAACCAGGUCCGUCUUGCAGCAACGACAGCACUAUACAACUCCUUAGAGUUCACAAAAGGAAAUUUUGACAAAGAGGUAGAAUCUUGUUGACGGGCACUAGGGGUUGCAAUCGCCCCCUCCACCCCAAUAAUUUAGGACCAGAUUGGAAAAAAGGUGUAACUUUAUCUGUUUAUCCUCAAUAAAUAGAAAUAAAAUAAAUAAAGUGUUAUUAAUUUCUGAAAGCCUUCGAAUGGUAAUUCUGCAUGACUGUUUAACACUAGGCCUAAAAAAAAUACCUGUGGUUCCGGUUUCAUAUCGCGAAAAAAUUAGGGUCGGUAGGUCAGAAAGAAUUUUUUUUGAAUAUUUUUUUCAUGGUUUUUCCAAUAAUUAAUGUGACAACAGACACCUUUUUGGCAGCAGCCCGCAACCACCCGGAGAAAAUAGGGUCGCACGGUCAAUUGCAUUGAAAAAAUAAUAGGGUCGGCAGAAAAAAAUAGGGUCUGUCGGGAACCAGAACCACAGGUAUUUUUUUAGGCCCUAGGAUACCAGAAAUCUCAAGUGUACUGAAGAGUGAUUCAAGUUGUUUUCUGGAAUUUCCAUGUUGUAUAAUUAUAUGCUUGGUGAUGUUGUAUUUAGAACGAAAGACAUUUCAUCAUGCAAGUUGUAUGCGAAGCAACUCAAUGCACAGAUACACGAGUGAGUAUAUAAUAACUAGACAAUUCAGGGUAACUAAUAGAAUUUCAAACCUCAGGAUUGUUUGCAAUGGACAUUUGCAUUAUAGACUAAAUUUUGAUCUAAACAAAAAUUUCAUCACAGCUUGAAAGAGCAUCACAAAAUUAGUAAUAUUCCAAAGUUUCAUUGCAAAAUGUUGUAAAAUGCAGAUAAUAGAGCCUUGCGAAGUUUUUCGUUUUUCAGUCAUUUUGCAUUACGCGGGGGAAAUAGACCUUUCCCCUUUUAAGUGAGAUUUUGAUCAAGACAAGUCUUGACAAAAAUUUCAUCACAGCUUGAAAGAGCAUCACAAAAUUAGUAAUAUUCCAAACUUUCGUUGCAAAAUGUUGUAAAAUGCGGAUAAUAUAGCCUUGCGAAGUUUGCCGUUUUUCAGUAAUUUUGUAUUACAAAUGGGAAAUUGAUAAUCAGUUUGAUCAUCUGAUUAUCAAUUUCCCGUUUGUAAUGCAAAAUGACUGAAAAACGGCAAACUUUGCAAGACUAUAUUAUCCGCAUUUUACAACAUUUCGCAACCAAACUUUGGAAUAUUACUAAUUUUGUGAUGCUCUUUCAAGCUGUGAUGGAACUUUUGUCUAGACUUGUUUAGAUCAAAAUUUAGUCUAUAAUGCAAAUGGUCCAUUAUUGGCUAUCAUAACUGAAUAACAUUCUUUGAAGCAUUCUUCACAAAAAUAUUUACCUUUCCAGAUUAUCUAUUUCAUUUAAUUUUCAAUCCUUCAGGUAAAAAUUGCAGCUCUGCAAAACUUAGUGAAAAUAAUGUCUUUAUAUUAUGACCACAUGGUGUCGUAUAUGGGGCCAGCUCUGUUUGCAGUAAGUAGAUUUCAUUAUAUUAUAAAAACUGUGCAUUUCAUAGCUGCAGAAGUUAGUGAGAGAUGCUACCUCUAUAAUCUAAGGGGCUAUAACUCCGAAUUCAAAACUUCAAAACUUAGUUGAAUUAAGAAUUCUAGAGUUACUUAAGCCAACUAAAAAAAUCAUUUGAAGGCAGUAUGUAUAUGACUAUAUUCAACCCUGGAAAAAAUAAUUUUAGUUUUUACUAGUUUUUUUUUUUUUUUAAAUUGUUUCACAAGCUCUAAAGAUGAUUGGCUAGCUGUCCCCACAAAAUAAUCUACCGGCGUGCAUAGCAGGAAAUAUUGGUGGGUCCUGGCAUCUAGGAUCCAAGAAAAUUUUCAGACCUGGCUUAGCUUGCAGAAAAUUUUAGGGCAAUGCAUAAUUAAGCCGGUUACAGACAAGCAAGUUUUCUAUGACAAGUUUUUAUGUGACAAGUUUUAUUUGCUCGUCUAUACGUGCAACUUUGACAAUUUUUUCUAUGACAAGUGCACUUGUCAUAGAAAAAAUUGUCAAAGUACAAAUUUUGUUUGUCUGUUUGGGUCAACAAAGAAAACUUGUCAAAGUAAUCUGAGCAUUUCAGGGGUGGAUCUAGACGUUCUUGUGACUAGUUUCCAAGACAACACUAGCUCUCACCGUGAGGCGCGAGUUAGCUAAGGGAAGGGAGGGGGGUCCAGGUCGAUUUGGAAAUUACUUGAAGAAAAACACAUAAAUUCACAAGUUUGGAAAAAUUUUUACUAGUUUCCGGAAACUAGUGGCACUAGUUUGGAUCCACCCCUGGAGCAUUUGAUGUGAUUGGCCAGCUGGCUGCUAAUAAAUUGUCAAUGAAAGUAAACUUGUUGACACAUUCACACUAGUAAAUAAAACUUGUCGUAUGAAAACUUGUCAUUUAAAAUUUAUUGCAUAUAGACAUGUGCACUUGGCAAAUAAAACUUGUCACAUCAAAACUUGUCAUAGAAAACUUGCUUGUCUGUAACCGGCUUUAUUGCUAACAGACACAGAAAAUAAUUUAUUAGGAAGAACAUUAAGAAUAUUAAAUAAUAUGGCAGAAAACGUUGAUCUCAAAAAUUAGGAUCCCUGAAACAAAAAUAUUCCCUGCCAUGCUGGCAUGGGUUAUUUUGUACAUACAGAUAGCGAUGAAUAAUAUAUUGACAAGCUAGGUUGAAGCACAGUAUGGGAUAUGUAUUUACUUGAAAAGAAAAACACUUUGAUGUUCCAGUGUGAACUUUGAACGUAUGUAUUGUGUUGUAGAUUAGUCUUGACGCGAUAAAAAGCGACAUACAUGAAGUGUCAUUGCAAGGCAUUGAAUUUUGGUCAACGGUUUGUGACGAGGAAAUUGACCUGGAUCUUGAGGCUGAGGAGGUGAGGGGUUCAAUUUAGCUUGUAAACUAAACUAAUUUUUUAUACUAAAUAGCUCUAUCAGUUCUGAAUGGGUGAUUCCAGCUUUAGACUAAAUUUUGAUCAAGGCAAGAAGAACAAAAUCCAACACCACAGCUAGGAAGAGCGUCUUAGAAUGAGUAAAACUGCAAAGAUUAAAUGUUUUAAAUUGAAGAAAAUAUAGUCCUGUAAAGUUCGCAAAUUUUGUGUAUGUUUGUAUUACGCGCAGUAAAAGUAACCACUUUCGGCUCAAAAAUGGUUAUUUUUCCCGCGCGUAAUGCAAAUAUAUACACAAUUUGCGAACUUUACAGGGCUACAUUUUUCUCAUUUUACAAGCAAACUUUGCAAUUUUACUUCUUGUCGUUCUUGUCUAGAUCAAAAUUUUGUCUAUAGCUGGAAGUCCUCUGAUCUGAUCAAGGAACUAUAAAUCAACCACGGUUUGAUAUAUUCAACCAGGGUCAGAUAGUUAUGAUUUUGUUAGGUAAAUAUGUUUAGUGGCUAAAUUUCCUUGCUAAAUUUCAUAUAUUGGUAAUUUUGUGAGUGUAUGCAUGUAUCAUGACAGUUGGCUUAAAUUUACUAACACUAAAACAUUCUGAAAUCUUGGCGCUAUUACAAUUAUUUGCAAAUAAGUUCAUUGCCAAAUAAAGCAAUUAAUUCAGAGUUACAUACUCCCAUGUCGUAAUCCUAUGUCUAUGAACAUGUUUAUUCUUUUAUAAUUUAGUUGCAGUUCAAUUUAUUUGAACACAUCAGUUAGGGGUUUUUCGCCUGGGGACGUUUUGGCUUGGGGACGUUUUGACUGCGCAGAUACUCGGGGACGUUUUAACCUGGGGACGUUUUGACCGGAUACCAAGUCCUCGUGGGUAAAAAUAGUCGUACACCAGAUAUCUAAGGAAAUGUGUUUACUUGAAAAUCCUUCUUAUAACUAACAUUCUCUGAUCCAAGUUAGCGUCAUCCAUUUUUUAUCUCGCUAUUUCCAGAGCUUUGACAACUUUCAUUCUCGUUCCGCAUCAAACAAUCUGCUAUUUGCAGAACAAAAAUACAAAAUGGCCGAUUAAUUUUAUUGGCAUGUUGAGCGAUCAAAUAGAAUACGCAGUUUUCAUUUCUAUUAAGUACUGUUCGAAAGCAUGCAAGAAACACAACACAUUUUCUUAAUUCGCUUUGCUGUGACAGGCAACAAAAGUUUACGGUACCAAGUUUAUGUACUCUAUAUAGACAUAGGGAAAAUUGAAAAACAAUAGGGACCAAGAAAUGUUCGAAAACAAAAAUUCAAGGCCUUGAAUUUGUAAAGAAGUACUUCAAAGUCCUUAAAUUCUUCUUGCUUUAGUUAUUGGAUAUUUUCUGAAAUUAUUUGACAUUCAAAACGGACAUUUUGUUGAACUGAUUUUGCAUGUUCGUAUCGGACAAAGCUGUUUGAAAUUCAUUAAAGUUGCGCCCUUUUUGAAUAAUUGAACGUCACAUUUUACUGAUUUCUAACGCCUUCUCUUCAGUAUGUAGUCCUUGAAUUUGCUGAUACAUGACCUGGAAUGUCCUUUAAAAGUCCUUGAAUUUGACUCUUCCUGACAUGUAAGAACCCUGGCAAAACUUUCAUUUCUUAUUUAGGCUGCACAAAUUGGUCAGCCUCCGGAACGAAGCAGCAAGAAGUAUGCCAAGGGUGCUCUACAAUACCUUGUUCCUCUUCUUUUGGAAACUUUGUCAAAACAGGUAUAUAAUAUCGUUCUCAAUUUUUCAAACGACUACUAGGUGUAUUGUAGUUGCAGACUUACCUCGAGUGCAUUAUACCACAGAUUUGUAUAGAUUUAGUGUAAUAUGUUAUGACAAUCAACUUUUUCGUUCGAACAAGACCACAUACGUAUGGAUGUUAGUCUGCAUGGAUUAUCGAGAUUUCAAAGACAAAGGAAAUUUUUCUUCUUACAGCAAAAAUACAAAACGUUUCCCACUUCUGUAGUCUGUUGUGAUUUACUGUAAUUUGUUCUGUUUUUCUAUGCGAUUACCGAUCUGUCGGCAAAUACUGCGAUAAAAUUGAAAUUUCGUACCUUUUAUGGAAUGAAACUAGUGAAAAAUGUAUUAUUUCCCUUUGCUACAAAUUAUCAUAUUUGAAAAUAAAGAUAACUAAGUUUUAUCGCGGUAUUUGCCGAUAAAUUGGUAAACGCUACAGAAAAAGAGAACAAAUUACAGUAAUUUUUUUCUGUGUUGGUGUUGUGUACUUGGGUUAAUAUGAUUGCUUGUGAUGUUACUCUGAGUGUAUAUCCACACCGGGCAAGCUUGAAAAAUAUGCCUGGCCACGGUGGGAAUCGAACCUACGACCUUUGGAAUACUAGCCCAAUGCUCUGCUAAAUUACGGUAAAUCACAACAAACUACAGAAGCGGAAGUGGGGCACUUUUUGUAUUUUCAGUCACUGUAAAAGCAAAGUUAACCUCACAACGUGUUGACAUCAAGUUGUAGAAUGGACCUUUCCCCUUAUAACUAAAAUUUCGAUCUAGACAAAAAUUUCAUCACAGCUUGAAAGAGCAUCACAUAAUUAGUAAUAUUCCAAAGUUUUGUUGCAAAAUCUUGUAAAAUGCGGAUAAUAUAGCCUUGCGAAGUUUGCCGUUUUUCAGUCAUUUUGUAUUACAAACGGGAAAUUGACAUCCGAUUCGGGUGUUGGGGCUGCAAUUUCCCGUGCGUAAUGCAAAAUGACUGAAAAUUGCAAAUUUCGCAAGGCUCUAUUUUCCUCAUUUUACAACAUUUCGCAACGAAACUUUGGAGUGUUACUAAUUUUGUGAUGCUCUUUCAAGCUGUGAUGAAAUAUUUGUCUAGACUUGCCUAGAUCAAAAUGUUGGUUAUAAGGGGAAACGUCUAUUGCACGACGAUAACGAGUUGUCGGAACAACUUGUAACAAGCUGUGAUAUUUUUACUCGUGUAAGUAAACCCGAGUCGUCUUGCUGACAGGAAGAAUUUGAUGAUGAGGAUGACUGGAAUCCAUCGAAAGCUGCUGGUGUUUGUCUCAUGUUGCUUGCGCAAUGUUGUGAAAAUGAUGUCGUGCCUUUUGUUCUACCUUUUGUCGAGGAAAAUAUUAAUGCUGAAAUGUGGCAGAGGCGAGACGCUGCUGUAAUGGCAUUUGGUAAGGGCUUUAGAGUUUUAAGCCCUGGGCAUACUGGGAAACAUUGUUGUGGAAACAUUUGAUUCUCGAUGUUUCUUCAAAUGUUUCCCUGUUUGCCCACCCGUGGAAAUAUUGUUGCGGAAACAAAAUUUGCUUCCCGAGAAGCAAAAAUGUUUCCUAGCAAAUUCAGAAACAUUUGAUGUUUCCCUAUGUUUCUUACUAAUGUUUCCUAGUGUUUGCCCACUCUGGGAAACAUGGCGAAACAUUGGUAGGAAACAAUGUUUCCGCAACAAUGUUUCCUAGUUUGCCCAUGGCUUUAGGUUCGUGGGAAUGAACCAAAUACACUGUGACUCGAAAUAUUUGAUCAGCUAGCGGGACAACGAAUCGUCGUGCUUUGCUUUGAUUUGAUUUGCGUUCGGAACGCAAUUGCAACCAUACUGUAUAUACUAAUGUACGCAAUAUGUUCAAUCAUUUAGGAUCAGUUCUAGGUGGACCAGAUCCCGAAGCUUUGAAACAUGUUGUUGUAAAGGUACGCCUAUCAGCGUAAGGCUAAGCAUACAGUAGAUGGAUUUUCAGAUUUUGCUUUGGGAGGGUUCCAUCCCACUAGCGACCCCCCACCCCCCUGAAUUUUCGGCACCCUUCGUAAGGUGACGAAGCCCCAGGCAAUUUUGAAACUUUCUGAAGCAAAAUUUACGGACAUAUAGUGCAAUUUCGGAUACACAAUUUCUUUGCAAAAAAAAUGAAAAAUGUUGGCAGAAUAAACUGUGGGCCAUGCUUCAACAGCUUUUUGGAUAAAUGCCAGAAAUUGCGUUACAAGUUGCAUGAAACGCAAGAACUCCCUUUUAUACAAACGCCAGAACUCCCUUUACAAACGCCAGAACUCCCUUUUCAAAUGCCAGAACUUCCUUUUCAAAUGCCAGAACGCCCUUUUCAAAUGCCAGAACUCCCUUUUCAAAUGCCAGAACUCCCUUUUCAAAUGCCAGAACUCCCUUUUCAAAUGCCAGAACUCCCUUUUCAAAUGCCAGAACUCCCUUUUCAACUGCCAGAACUUGUUUUCCAAACGCCAGAAUUCCGUUAUUGAACUUGCAGCAAAAAUUGCCUCGUGUAACAUGGCCUUUAAGUUGCUGUGGUUUGGUUUCUACAUUGAAGUACAUACUUAUAUUCUCUCCUCUGUAACUUGUAGGCAAUGCCUCUGAUCAUUAAUAUGAUGAGAGACCCUAGUACGAUCGUUCGUGAUUCUGCCGCGUGGACUGUAGGCAGAGUCUGUGAACUACUGCCGGAUGAGGCGAUCAAUCCUCUUUACUUAGAUCGUUUGCUUGAACAAAUGAUGAUGUGUCUUGCCGCAGAGCCACGAGUCGCAGCUAACAGUUGUUGGGUAAGUUCACACGCUACAGUUUCUGAAAAUAUAAAAAGCAACAAAUUUCCAAGAAUAAAGUCGUUCAUUUUAAAAUUCACACUUAAAUUAAAUUUCCACUUUAAUUGUGGCAAUGCUGUUCCAACAACUUGUCAUUAGGAUGACACCAACACAGAAAAAAAUCUUGUUGCUACUUGCUACAAGGUUGUUGAGCGCAACAGACUUGUUACAAGUUGUUUCAACAACUUGUUAUAGUCCUGCAAUUCAACAAUUUGUCAACAAGUUGUGAGUAAUAACCUUGUAGUAACUUGAUAAAAUAACAGCAUUGUUACAACUUGUUGACAAGCUUGCUACAAGCCCGUUGCGAACACAUCUUGUUGACAAUUUGUGAGAUUUUUGCGUGUGCAGAUCACGCUAAAAUAUUGUCUUCAGCGACGUCAGCAAUAUGUGUCAUAUUUGUCUCCCUUUGCUGUGUAGGCAUUUUCGUCGUUAGCCGAAGCUGCGCUGGAAAAUGCAAAAAAUAAAUUUGGAACUGACGAACCAGAUAGCUUUGCGCUGUCAGGAAGCUUUAGCAAAAUUGUAACUGAGCUACUUGAAGUAACAAACAGGUAUGGAAAUUCAUUGUGUGUUAAGCCACUCCAGAGUACGUGUCAAGAUUUAUUUCAAGAUUUAUUCAGAAACUGCACUAUUUACAACAAGGGAAAUGCAUAUGAAAUUUUACAAUCAAUCCAUGGAUAUGAUCAAAUGCACUUUACAUCAAGUAUUCCUCUUACCAAAUUACGCACUUAGCUUAGACUAUUUUAUCUUUAACAACAAUUGUGAUAUUACUUUUUUAACUGUGUUUAUCCUAACCCACUUGUCAACUUUUCCUAACCCACCCUGUCAACUUUCCCUAACCCACCCUGUCAACUUUCCCUAACCUACCCUGUCAACUUUCCCUAACCUACCCUGUCAACUUUCCCUAACCCACCCUGUCAACUUUCUCUAACCCACCCUGUCAACUUUCCCUAACCUACCCUGUCAACUUUCCCUAACCCACCCUGUCAACUGUCCCUAACCUACCCUGUCAACUUUCCCUAACCUACCCUGUCAACUGUCCCUAACCCACCCUGUCAACUUUCCCUAACCCACCCUGUCAACUGUCCCUAACCUACCCUGUCAAUUUUCCCUAACCCACCCUGUCAACUUUCCCUAACCUACCCUGUCAACUUUCCCUAACCUACCCUGUCAACUGUCCCUAACCUACCCUGUCAAUUUUCCCUGUGGGAGGAAACCGGGGCACCCGGAGAAAACCCACGACUUUCGGCAGAGCGUUGGCUGACUCUUUUGACAUGAGUCCGUAGCGAGAAUCAAACGCACGAUGUCAGAGGUGAAAGGCGCUUUGCUCUGAUAACUUCGCCAUCAAAGCCGGAACUAAGGGAUAUGAAUGCUUUUGUUGUCUAGAUCGGAUGGAAACCAAGCAAAUCUCCGCAGUGCAGCCUACGAAGCAGUUAUGGAGAUGAUUAAAAAUUCUCCUAAGGUAACUCGAUUAGGCCAGGACUUUUGCCUUGUAUACAGUGCAAUGUAUUAAUACAUACAUUUUUGUCGCAUAGGAUUGUUACAUAUGCGUACAGUCAACAACAUUGGUUAUUCUGGAAAGAUUACAGCAAGUGCUGCAGUUAGAAGUACGUAACUUAGUUACUACAUCUGAAGUGCAUAUGAAAUUGAGAUCUGUAUAGCCUUACUAAUCUGCAAAAAAUCGGCGUAUUUUCAUAUGGGAGACAAUAUAUUUGUUAUAUGUUUUAGGGUCAAAUAACAUCCACAGAUGAUCGAUCUCAAUACUUAGAUCUACAAGCUCUCAUCUGUGCUACACUGCAGGUAAAGAUCUUAUGUUUCCACUUUCCAUUGGGAAUAUUAAUCAGUUCUGCCCUAACAGGUCCAUGUAAUGGUUUAGUGUCACUACAUGAGAAAACCUUAGCUAAAGAAAAUUAUUCCGACCUAAUAGUUAAAAGGCCACAGAGGAAUGUUUUAACAGAGUGUCCCUGGUGGUUUUGACCAGGAUUGUAACCUUGUCAAUUAUCUAUAAUAACUUCAAUUAUUGAGGGUAACUUAUAAUGAUGAAAAAUUUUACAGAGCGUACUACGGAAAGUGCAGCCAGAUGAUGCAUUAAAGAUUUCUGAUGCGGUCAUGAGUGCCUUACUACAGUUACUGAUAACACAAAGUGGUCAGGGGGGUGGUGCGAAAGAGGAUGCUCUUUUGGCCGUUGCCAUACUUGUUGAAGGUAAUACUCGGUUAAUAUAGUCCCCAGUCAGUGCUGAAUAACGAAUAGUGUAGGCCUGUUUACACUUGGCAUUUUUGCUGCGAUUUUAGAUGCGAUAUUCUGUUGAUGGAUGUAAACGAGUGAAUGAGUUGUGAAUAUUCAGAUGAGGGUACAUACAUCUCAAACUCGUUAAUAAUUCAUGAUAAAUUAGCCAACCAUAUUGCUUUAAUUUGCUCACAUGAUAAUACUGGAUACUUGGUGAAGUAUAUUGAUGUCCUAGGACUGGAUCAAAAUUAAUUCACCUCACUUUAAGUGUUGAUUUGUUCGUAUGAGAUGUCAUUUCAAAUCCUCGGACUGGACUAGAUUUCAAGUCCUCGCAUUUCGCUCCAGUCCUCGGCUUCGCCUCGGGCUUGAUCAAAUUGCGCGGAUUUGAAAUCUAGUCCAGUCCUCAUAGUCGGAUUUGAAAUAUUACAUUCAGAACAACAUCAACUCAUCUGCUCGUUCAUGUGCAUCAUUGCUGUCUUGCUUCUGUGUUUGUUUUUCAUAUGAUGCUAGGAUAUUUUGUUCAUGUUUCUUUCAUAGUGAUUGGAAUAAAUUUCAUGAAAUACAUGGAAGCAUUCAAACCAAUGUUGACUCUUGCCUUAAAGAAUACAGAUGAAUACCAGGUAUUUCAGUUUAUGUUGUAUUAGUCUACGGAUUAGCAAGGGAUCUAGGGAGAACAGUUUAGAACUGAUGGAGAUAUCCAGUAUAAAUAUAGUUUAGUUAAAAUUUCCUCCCGUAGUAACACUGGAUCACUGCUGGAAUGACCCUUACUAGAUCUCUAGGGAGAAAAAUUUAGAACUGAUGGAGAUAUCUAGUAUAAAUAUAGUUUAGUUAAUAUUUCCUUUCGUAGUAACACUGGAUCACUGCUGGAAUGACCCUUACUAGAUCUCUAGGGAGAAAAGUUUAGAACUGAUGGAGAUAUCCAAUAUAAAUAAAACUAUACUCACCAUGAUAAAUGUUUUCCAAGGCUUGUAUCGCUGCUGUUGGCAUAGUCGGAGAUCUAUGUCGUUCUUUUGGUGAACAAGUUUUACCAUUCUGUGACGAAUUCAUGAAUUUAUUAAUGGCAAAUCUAGCCGUAAGUAAUUUAUAUUAAGUACAAUAGAAAUUCUAGUUACGAUCUUGCAUUAUAUUGUCAUGGUUUCCGGAAAUGCCACUGUUCCCAGAACUCGUCUGGUGUCGUGUCAACAUAUUCUUACCAUCUUUAUUUCAUUGUUUAGAACCAGACAGUUCAUCGUUCAGUGAAACCCCAAGUGCUCUCUGCUCUUGGCGAUGUUGCUCUGGCUAUUGGAACAAACUUUAAGAACUAUCUGCAACCUGUCAUGAUGACUUUGGAGCAGGCUGCAGCUUUGAAAAUAGAAACAGUAUGUGCAUGUUAUUGUCUUCUUGAAUUAAUAGUGGUACUGUUGUGAUGUUGGUGAUAGUGGUGGUUGGUGUUCGGUCGGUGGUGGUGGUGAUGGUGUUGAUGGUGGUGAUAUAGUGGUUGUUGGUGAUAGUGGUGCUGGUGGUAGUGAUGGUGGGUGAUGAUAAUACUGAUGGUGGUGGUGAUACUGGUGGUGGUGGUGGUGAUGGUGGUGUGGUAGUGUGAUGGUGACGAUAAUGGUGGUAGUGAUGGUGGUCUUGGCGACAGUGGUAGUGAUAAUUGUGGUGGUGAUGGUUCGUGAUGAUGGUGAUUGUUGUUAUGGUGAUGAACAUGAUGUUAAUGAUGAUCGUGGUGGUGGAUUAUAAAGUCCUAAUGAACUUGGUAAGUUGCUGAAAUAACAACUCACUGAUAUAUAACAAACCAACUUCAUUGUUUUCAGGAUGACUACGAUAUGAUUGAAUACAUAAAUGAACUUCGUGAGGCAUGUCUAGAAGCUUACACUGGUAUUAUUCAAGGCCUGAAGGGAGAUGGCGCUGCUCCUAGCCGUAAGUGGAUAGCUUUACCAGUUAGAAACUGUUCCGCAGAAAAUAUAUUGUGUUUUGUAUACCACGAAUAGUUAUGUGAUAUAUUUAUCACUCUACUUUCAGCUGAGGUACAAAACGUUUGGAACGGUGUCCCAAGUAUUGUUAUGUUCUUAGAACUUAUUGCAUUGGAUAAAGACCAUUCUGAAACUGUUGUAGCGGCUGCCUGUGGACUUGUAGGGUAAGUGGUGACAAAAUUUAUGACUUGUGGGUUCAGUGUCAUGCCAUGGUUUGUGUAUGAACUGCCUGAAAAAGAUAUAAAAAACCUCGAUGAUUCGAGUAGGGGGUUCAAGUCUAACUAUACACGGGAGAACCAGAGUAUGUAAAUAAGUGGGCAUGUGCUACUAAUCCUUACUUGCUGCUGAGAGCUAAGCUGAAUAGACCUUUCCCCUUAUAACCAAAAUUUUGAUCUAGGCAAGUCUAGACAAAUAUUUCAUCACAGCUUGAAAGAGCAUCACAAAAUUAGUAAUAUUCCAAAGUUCCGUUGCGAAAUGUUGUAAAAUGAGGAAAAUAGAGCCUUGCGAAGUUUGCAAUUUUCAGUCAUUUUGCAUUACAAACGGGAAAUUACAGCCCCAACACCCGAAUCGUAUGUCAAUUUCCCGUUUGUAAUACAAAGUGACUGAAAAACGGCAAACUUCGCAAGGCUAUAUUAUCCGCAUUUUACAAGAUUUUGCAACAAAACUUUGGAAUAUUACUAAUUUUGUGAUGCUCUUUCAAGCCGUGAUGAAAUUUUUGUCUUGAUCGAAAUUUUAGUUAUAAGGGGAAAGGUCCAUUGCGAAGGACGCAGCUCAACCUGGAAGACUCCCUAAGGACUCCUCUGGCAGCCACCCUAUGACUCGUGUCUGAUCACAGAGCACAGCUACGGUUGACGAAUAAACUUGGGGUAAUCCCAACCCACCCUGUCAACAUUCCUUGGAGGAAACCUGAGUACCCGAAGAACGCCCACGACAUUCAUUGACUGACUCGUCUCACAUAAGCGUCACGAGUCCGCCAUGAGAAUCGAACCCACGAUCUCCGACGUGAAAAGCGCUUGCUCUGCCUGACGAUUUCGCCACCAAAACCCUUCAACCACGUUUGGUUGAGUCAAACUUGUACUCGUCUCACUUGAGAUGGAGUCGAAAUUAUAAUCGGACAAUUCUCUACUUCAGGAAUCGAACGUCGGUCACAGUGUUGAAAAGUACAUGCUCUCUGACUGAUAACGACGUUUCAUUCCUCUAUUUCAGAGAUUUGUGUUCAGCUUUUGGUGCACAAAUACAUCCACAUUUAGAGAAACAGACCAUCCUAGAAUUAUUGCAAGAAGGCCGCAGGUCGAAAGGAGGAAAAACUAAAAAUGUGGCGACGUGGGCAACGAAAGAAUUACGAAAAUUAAAGCAAGCAUAGGUUGGUCAAGUUUGCUUUCAUCCGCUGAUUUAGUUUCUCGAUCGAUUGAUUGAUUAAUCAAUUGAGUGAUUAAAUAGUGAUUGAUUGAUUAAUCAAUUGAGUGAUUAAGUGAUGAUUGAUUGAUUAAUCAGUUGAGUGAUUACUGGUAAAUGAUGAUUGAUUGAUUAAUCAAUUGAGUGAUUAAUUGAUUAAUCUUUUGAGUGAUUAAUUGAUUAAUCAAUUGAGUGAUUAAAUGAUGAUUGAUUGAUUAAUCAAUUGAGUGAUUAAAUGAUGAUUGAUUGAUUAAUCAAUUGAGUGAUUAAUUGAUGAUUGAUGAUUGAUUGAUUAAUCAAUUGAGUGAUUAAUUGAUGAUUGAUUGAUUAAUCAAUUGAGUGAUUAAAUAAUGAUUGAUUGAUUAAUCAAUUGAGUGAUUAAAUGAUGAUUGAUUGAUUAAUCAAUUGAGUGAUUAAAUGAUGAUUGAUUGAUUAAUCUAUUGAGUGAUUAAUUGAUGAUUGAUUAAUCAAUUGAGUGAUUAAUUUAUGAUUGAUUGAUUAAUCAAUUGAGUGAUUAAAUGAUGAUGGAUUGAUUAAUCAAUUGAGUGAUUAAUUGAUGAUUGAUUGAUUAAUCAAUUGAGUGAUUAAUUUAUGAUUGAUUGAUUAAUUGAGUGAUUAAAUGAUGAUGGAUUGAUUAAUCAAUUGAGUGAUUGAAUGAUGAUUGAUUAAGAGUGAUUAAUUGAUGAUUGAUUGAUUAAUCAAUUGAGUGAUUAAUUGAUGAUUGAUUAAUCAAUUGAGUGAUUAAAUGACGAUUGAUUGUGAUUGAUUAAUCAAUUGAGUGAUUAAGUGAUUAAUGAUUGAUUAAUAAAUUGAGUGAUUAAAUGAUGAUGGAUUGAUUAAUCAGUUGAGUGAUUAAUUGAUGAUUGAUUGAUUAAUCAUUUUCGAUUGAGUAAUAUUGAUUAUAAAAUGAUUUUCUCGUAGACCGUCGAAAAGAGGACUAAUCUACGAAAGACGAAUGGAAAUGUGAGUACGUGAGUGGUUUGAUGAGAGCCUGAAUGGAAAGCCUGAAUGGAAAGCCUGUGAGUUAACCAUGAGAGCAAUGAAUGAAGACGCUGAGCCGCCGCGCAAUAUGAACAAAACGAAAUGAAUCUAUGCAAAUUUCACAGCGAUUCCGAAAAAUCGUGGUGGAAAUUCCAAAAUUAGAAUGUUCGAAAUCAAUAAAUUCCUUUCAAAAGAGUGUACAAUACGCAACAUUUCAUACGACAAGAAGCGAUGUUCAAGCGAGAGCUGGUUAUAGAAGUACAUUUUGGAAAUCUCGGCUAAUCGUUUAUAUGGAUACGUAUAAAAAGAUGCCCUGGGGAUGAUGUUACCCAAGCCAUGUUAUCAGUUAUCUUCAGAAACCUAAACACCACCAUUUCAUGAAGUUUUACUUUGGAAAUUGGAUGAACACUAGUACUGGUGGACAUUUCUAUGGAAUGAUUUGUCUAGAAGAUCUCUUGUUAUUUCUGAAGUUUAAUAUUCUGCAGUAUAUAUUCGUGCAUUGGUAACAGAAAUCCGUUUUUCUUUUGAAAUGAUUAAAUUGGAUGCAUAUCUUGGAAUCGAACGGGACAUACAUCUUUUUGUCAAACACUUAAUUGAUGUAUCCAAAAUGUAUUUUUGCAGAUACUUUGGUGAAAUUGCUUUGAACAAGGUAUCUGUGUUUAUACAGAUUAGCCUAAAUGCACAACAAAAUGCCUAAUAAUUUGUUCUUUUUGUGGAACGGCAUCGCAGGCGAUUUCGGACCUAACUUCUAUAUUGUACACCAUUGAAUGGUCGAGCGAAAAGAGAGAAUUAUUAUAGUUCAUACUUUAUUUUGACAGAACAGUGAGACAAGAAAUGCGAAUGUAAUGUGAAAAAUAGAGCCAGUAUAAAAUAUACAACCUUUUGAUUGUUUAACAAUCAAAGAAUAUAAA